Molecule: messenger RNA, 912 nt
Organism: Cryphonectria parasitica EP155
Lineage: Eukaryota; Fungi; Ascomycota; Sordariomycetes; Diaporthales; Cryphonectriaceae
Exons: 1
Source: RefSeq, a predicted model, not a curated record
ACAAAGCUCACAUCAGCCAACGAACCACCCCCGGCGUACAGCAGUACACCGCCCGUCUACGACGUUCGGGCUCCCUCGCCUACGCCCAGUCGGCUGUCGGCCAUCACGGCCACCACGCCCGAGGACAAAUAUGCCUUCCUCUCUGCUUUUGAUACCGUCUUUUUGAUCGACGACUCGGGCUCUAUGGCGGGGCGCUCCUGGCGUGAGGUGCAAUCCGCCCUGUCGUCCAUCACGCCCAUCUGUACUGCACAUGACGCCGACGGCGUUGACAUCUACUUUUUAAACCACCGUACCUCGCGGCCUGCCCUCCCACAACAAGGCAAGGCCGCCGGUGGCUACCCCAACGUGACGGAUGCCGCCAAGGUCGAGCGUAUUUUCACUGCGGUGCGGCCCGCCGGCAUGACGCCUACCGGCACGCGUCUGAAUCAUAUCCUCAAGUCCUAUCUGAGGCACUAUGAGAAUGCCAUCGAGAGGUGCGGUGGUGAUCCUGACGGGACCGACGUGAAGCCUAUCAACGUCAUCAUGAUUACCGACGGCGUGCCCUCCGAUGACCCUGAGAGCGUGCUGCUGAGCGUCGCCCAGAAGCUCGACAGGCUUGAGGCGCCGCCGCACCAGGUCGGUGUGCAGUUUUUCCAGGUGGGUAACGAGCCCGGCGCGAGCGAGGCCCUGCGUGCGCUAGACGAUGAUCUCUCGGAGCUCGGUGGUGGCGUGAGGGAUAUGGUGGACACGGUGACCUUUGGGGGGCGCAGCGAUGGCGGUAGCAGCCUGAUGUCGAGGAGGGAACCUGUGCCAGUGUUGAGCGCCGAUGCGAUCCUCAAAGUAGUACUCGGUGCAGUGGUCAAGAGGCUGGAUCGCGCUAGGAUCGCCGAGGAGGAGCGGAGAAGUAUGAGAAGUGGCAUGUUGCAGCCCUAG